Lepisosteus oculatus (spotted gar) is the source of this 5105-nucleotide messenger RNA. RefSeq names its product trafficking regulator of GLUT4 (SLC2A4) 1a (gene trarg1a). Gene Ontology annotation, cellular component: membrane. The record is from RefSeq and is a predicted model, not a curated record. NCBI's taxonomy places the organism in Eukaryota, Metazoa, Chordata, Actinopteri, Semionotiformes, Lepisosteidae.
CCUGGUCGUCUCUGAAAUCAAUCUAUUGUUUGCAUUAAUUUGAUUGUUGUUUUAAGAAAACGGACAGGCCCUACGCAAAUACUCUCCAUCAGAAACUACGUUUGACAAUUGUGUGGAGACGAGAGCAUCUUUCCAGUGCUGUUUGUCUCUUUGUGCGCCUGCCUCUCUCGUUUGUGGACACAACACGGACGAAUAAACAAAGCCGGUUAGCCUAUUCGAAUCACUCAGUGAGCUCGACAGUGAAGGAGAAACUCCCAGGCUACAGGCACAGUGGUACUGAAGCAUCAUCCUCCAGAGAGCACCGGCAGCGAGCACGCAGCUGAGGAAUCCGCCCAGACCGCGGUCUUCGCCAGCUCCACAGCGCACAGAGCUGGUGCUGAGCCCGGACGACGCACCGGCGACUGGUUCUGCUGCUGGCUCGCCUCUUUGCUUCCUGUGUCCCACCGUGCUGCAGCGUUAAUUACUAUUACAGCAGGCUACAGUAUUGCUGGGACACCGCGCACAAAAACUUGACAUUAUUUUGCCACGGAGCUGCGACUUGUACAACGAAGCUUUUGAGAUAUACCGAAUAUAUAUCUUUUACAUUAGGUUUUUUUUAAAAGUGAUUUCUCUUUUGAGAAUAAUAAUUGAUAAAAGAAGACGUGUUUUAGAGACACAAACGGAUUGAUGCAUUCGGGGCUGUUUUAGGAGGAGAGAGCGCACACAUUAUAAUAGGGCGAGAUUGGCUUUUCUGUCGCUUCGGAUUGAAUGAAACUGCAAGUAAAAGAUAAAUUCAGCGUAUUCGAAAACGGAUGUUUUUUCACUGCCUUUAAGCAAAAGCUUCUCUUGGUAUUUUCUUUUUUUUUUCUUAAUACGAAUCCAUUUGAUUCCAAUCCCAUAUUUUGUAGUGGCACCUGCAUUUCCGUGGCUUUUGCGCUGUCUGGCAAAAAAGAGACUUCAUCCGACAAUUCCCAAAUUAUUUUCAACAAGUUAUAUUUUCCCCUUUUACUAUUUUUUUUUCUUUUAAAAGCUUUUAAGAAAUACGAAUGCUACAAUAGGACAUACCAGAAUCUGGCUGAAGUAUGGGACCUUAGCAGCUAUUUUGGAAAAAGGACGUUUCGUUUUACCCCCCAAAAACCCAACCAACACAACAAAAUACGCAUUUUAUAGCAAGUGCAUUUCUUUGUUUGUUUGGGAGAAUGGCGAUCAACACAGACGCCCAGUUUGAGAAAACUAUGUUGAACGAAAGCGGGACGGCUCUACCCAGCGACUCUCAGGAAACGGAGAAACUCCUCAGUACUGCCGCCACCGCGGAACCCGCAGAGGAGAACGGUGUCAAGCUCUCCCACUCCUUCACCGUCAACAUCGCCGGCGACAAGCCGCAAGAUGCGGUCCAAAACGGGCACAGCGCGCCGCUGAGGUCUGGGUCCGCAGGACAGAUUGGAGGCGCUCCGCUCUCCCCGUCUCGAAUCAGCUUAAGCCGCGCGUCCUCCACGGGGAACACCGCUCAAGACCAGUCCAAGCCACGGGACUACCUCUUUUUGGCUAUUCUGUCCUGCUUCUGCCUGGCGUGUCCCGUCAACCUCAUCGCCCUCGUGUACUCAAUCAUGUCCAGGAACACACUGCAGCACGGGGACGUGGAUGGAGCCAGAAGGCUGGGCAGAGUGGCCAGGACACUCAGUAUCAUCUCCAUAGUGUUGGGGAUCUUCGUCGUCACCAUCUACGCUGUGGUCACAGCUCUGGGCUAAGUCCGAGGGAGGAGGCUGAAAGGACAGAAAAAAAAAAACCUAGUUUGUUUCGCUCAUCUGUAAAAUAAAACGGAAAAUCAAGAAACAAGAUAAAAGAAUUUCCGUCCGUCGCACAACACUGUCCCUGCCCUGCAUAGAACAUCCAGCCGCCACUGCUUCUGGACACGAGGCGACAGAUCUAAAAGCAUUCAAGUCCAUAAGCCAAUAACUAUAGGCAAUCAAAUCGGAAACCAGAGCAAGAAAUGCAUGCGUUUAGUUACCAUCUGCUUGACGGAAAGAAAGAAAAACACAAAAGAACAAAAAAAAUCAAUAAUUAAUGCCAAUACAAAUAAUGUGAUUUUAUUUUUUUUCAGUCAGAGGCUGAAGGAAGCAGGAGGAGGGAAUCAAGUGAAAGGAUGUGUUCUUUAGAGCAGGGCACACUGGAAAGGAAACAAAACUGAAAGGAAACAAUUGGUUCGAAGUUUUGAACAGAGGGACCAUGCAGUUGGAAUAUUGUAUACUAGUUGACUGACAUAUUGCACUAACAACUAUAGAAAACUAUAGAAAUAUAUCAAUAUAUCCGGUAUAUAUUCACGUAAAAACGAUGUUUGUGUGCAGAGGUACUGUAGAAUGGGCAGCAGGAAUACGAGGAGAAUAUUUUCAGAGGACGCCAUCCUGGAUAAGGAUGACUACUAAAGCAGCUGGGGUUGAGGGGUUUGUCUAGUCAGCGGAAAGGGAUUAAGUCAACAUUAGAGGGGUUUUUUGUAUUUUUUGAUGAAAAAAAAAUGACCACUUGCAUGCUUCUUCUGGAUGUAGAUACGAAAGUCGUCGUUUUUUUUCCUGUUGUCACGGGGAGCUGGAGCAGAGAGCCCACUGGGGGGUGGUGAAGAUUCUGGGAACUCUGCUGGCCGGAACCAUCCUUCGUGAACACACCUCGGACCAGAGAGGUCCUGCUCGCUCUCCCACUGGAGGAAUGGACAGGGGUGGGCGUGCUUUAUAUUCUGAAAAUCUUUUAACUGCUGGUUGUGUGCCACUGUGGUCUGGAGAGCACUGCUGCUGUGCUCCAUUGUCCUGGCUUGAAAUAUCCCAAACACGAGGACGCUGGGUGAGGCUGGAAGGAUCAGGUUGACGGACGCCUACAGGAAGCCCCCUGGAGUAAUACAGUACAAAUACUGGGUACCUCCCUCUUUCCCCACUCUUACACAUCUCACAGCAGGUUCCAUUUUUUUUGUGCCUCUGGUCUCUCUGAGCUUCAGCUGAAUAUCCCUUCCCCUCACCCAGUACUGGUACAGUAUGUAUACAGCAUAUACUGUAGGCAUGCUCAAAGCAUAUACUUCUGUUAAUAUUGCUGUGGUAAGUCUUGCAAGAAACUCUGAGGAUAUCCCACAGCACUGAAACUACUAAUCCUGUCACCUGGUGUUUCGUGUUUUGAAAGUGUGACACACCACCCCACAAAGACUUGUAUCUUGUAUAUGUACACCUACAGUAUGUUUAUUGGUAAAAAAGGAAGAUGAUGUUGUCUCCAAAUAGGCCCGGAGUGAAGCACUUAAGCUGACCGAGAGUCGAGUUGUUGGGCACAGUUUUAAACAAAUGUCUUUCUGCAUGUUCAAAUACAGAAGAGGAGCAACAAAUUUCACUGCAAUUGGAAGAAAUAUUAAUAAGAGCCAUCCUGAUAACAAGUUAAGGUGAAUAUGUUACACAAGCACUUUCUUGUGCAGAUAUAACAUUAUGGACCAGCGUGUGCACAUAAAAUAUUUGACCUUAGAAUGCCCUUUUUUCCUCAAACUUUCCUGCAGAUUUUGUCGCAUUAUAAGCAUGUGUAUAAACAAGUCCCUCACAAGAGAUACUUAACCUUCCCUGUAGAAGUGGACUUAAAGGGCAAAAAAGGUUGCAUGAAAGGAAAUUCUUCUUGCGCUACAAUGAAUAGAAUGCAUUCUUGCCUGAGUUCAUUACUUGUAAGAGACAAGAAUUUAUACCGGGUCAGGUUAAGUAAGACAUUGGGGGCUAUCUCAUGGUUAACCUCAUGGAACUCCUUGGAACUAUGUAGUCAUGCACAAAAAUGGCACAGCUUUCCAAAUACCUGGUCAUUUAUUGUGAUAGUCACGUGUGUGAAGUGUCAGCUUCUUGUAGCUCUGUUGUCUGUGGAAGUUCAUGGAAGAAUGCUUUCUUCCAGUGUGGUGUAAUAAUUAGUGUAGCACUUUAAAGGAACAACAGACUUUGUCCAGUAGCCUAAAGGCCCAAAACUAAGGUAGCAGAAAAUGCAUGAAAAACAAUUAUAUCAUUGUGAAGCAGGAGACUACCACAGCAGAUGAAUUAUGGAAACUUGUGUGCCAGUUAGAUCUAAUGUUGAGAAAGCCAGUCAAGCCAGACCUUUGACUUCAAUAUUUAUUUCCACAUUCAUUCGUGAUCAGUAGUAAUUUUUUACUCUAGAUGCACUGCUACACAGUUUCAUUAGAGAGGACAGCAUACAGAAAGUUUGUGUUAAUACAUGAUUUUAUAUUGACUUUUUUCCUGAAUUCAGAAACCUGAAUGCAAAUGUGUGUCGUAAAGCACUUGGAUGUGAGGAAUGGAGUAUCACUGUGGUUCUUCACUAUUCUGUUUUUUAAUCUAUUAUCAGAGCACAUGCUGUAAUCAAUUUUGGCUGUAAACGGAAAGCUUUGUUUCCCCUUUCCUCUUGGGAGAUCAGGGUCUGAGUGUGUAAACUGACGAGUUCUGUACUGAACAGUGGUGUAAGUCUUCUCCUAUGUAUCUGUUGGUCUGCCAGUCUCCUCUCUCCCCUGUACAGGAAAUUAGUAGGGGGACACAAUGUGGGAGGUGGAGAGUUUCAUCUGAGUAAGAGAUACCAACUGGAUGAUUUUCAAGAACCCUUCAGUGAUCAAGUGAUCAGAAUAUUCCCAAAGUGCAAAGCAGGAAACAGUGAAGCUGGAUGUCUUUGAAGAAAAUUACAGGUAUAGCAAAAGACUCAGUUCCACUGGCACGUGCUGUAAGAAACUUCCUGCUACCUGCAAGUGCUUUAGAAAGAACUGACACAAAGACGUUGCAUUUGUCUGGGCGUGACAGCUGUAAAACUCCCACUCGUAAGAAUCUCGGUGCAUGGCUUGCAUUGGGUCCGAGCGAGAGCCCAGACUCGGUCGCAGGAGCGUACUGACCCGGGUUCAGCACGAGAGCUGGCAGCUGUUUGGAAACCUCCCCGUUUUCAUCGUUCAGCCAGAAGACUGUAGAGAUGAGAAGGCUGUAGCUUCCCUGACUGCCCUUUCGCUAGUACUUGAGUGUCAGCUGACAAAUGUAAAUGUGUGUACUUUCCUUUUUUAAAAAAUUUUAUUACUUCCCUUUGAAUGUUUUAUAUUUUUGGGGGUGUACUGUCCGCAUGACUGGAAUAAACAUUAACAUGCAUGGUCA